AUGGGUUUGAGGAAAGCAAGUUCGGGCUUCUAUGGCGAUUUGCCGUACUGCAGUCCUGUGGAAAGUAGCGUUUUUUUUGAUGCAGUUGCAGCCUCAAGGAUGCAUCGUAUCUCUGAGAGCAUGAUUUCGCGGGCGGAUUCGAUUUCAUAUUUCAUGAAAGAAAAUACUCCGUUUUAUGAUUUAUUUCUUAGACUGAGAAAAGGAUUUGAUGAGAAUGACUCCAAAUUAAAGCAUGGGGGUGUUUUGGAGUUUUUGGACAUUAUUCCUUCCUUGUUUCAUUCAUCUUCGGCUCAUCGACUUGUACGAGAGAGUAAAGAAGGGAAUUGCUUUGUGGUCAUUGAAUCAAAAGAGCCCAGUGAUAUGUGCGGUAUUUUUGAUGUUGCGAAACAGGAUGAUUUGAGUGUUUACUUUUUUGUCUCAUUGGACCUUAAGGGGAUGGAUUGUAUGUGGCAGUCUCUUUUGACUUUUCUUUUGGGAGGUGCAUCCACGGAAAAGAACAUGGUAUACGUUCUACCAAUUAUUGAUUUUUACCUUCAAAAAGGGAAUACAUAUGGUGAGUUUCUGUUUUCUUUGUGGGCAAUUGGUGUUUCAUCAAUACUUCACCACUUUGCCUUAAUUGCUGUUGAUUCUGUGCGUGAAAGACUCCAUAAGGUGAGUAUUCGAAUUGGCGCGUUAAAGGGACAUGAAGGUGAUAGUAUACUGGACGAUGUGCAGCUUUUUUUUGAGGAUAGACUAAGGGUUUGCGUAUAUCGUGUAUUGAAUACUGAGGUUUUGCCGAAUGACCCAUUUGCCGUUGAGACAGAGUGUGCUAUAACGGCGGGUGACCGUGAGGAAUGGCUGGAGAAAGUGACAGAACUGAUUUUGGGAGUUCAUGAAGAAUUGUGUGAUAUUGGUGAAGAAAAACCAAAAAACGAUGAUGCUAAAUUGCGCUGUGUUCUAUUCAUAAUACCGGAUAUCAUUUCGCUACAAAAUGAUUUACAAAAACACUUAUCGGACAGUUAUGCAUCGACUCCAAUUAUAGUUGCAACAAAGGAAAGUCAAAUUUACGAAUUAUUGGCCUUGCAUAAUCGAAGCGCUCCCAUUGUUUUUUUUUGUUCCCCCCAAAAUCUUCGGGAGCAGCUGCUAAAACCGGAGCAUGAGCGAUAUUUAAAUCGAUUAUGUGUAGAAGUUUUCUUUUAUAGUGAAAUAAAUAGAUACGUUUGCGACAUUGCGCUCAUUCGUAUGCUUUUUCCUGGAAGACAACCAUUUUAUUUAUUACCAUAUCCCUUAUUUGAUGCUACAAACUCAGAUGAGCGAAAUGAGAAAGCAAAUGAACUGGAAGAAAGUUUUCUUGAAGAGGCAAUAAAUAUUGUCUUGUGGUUAUUUAGAAGAUUUAAAUUGGAGAAAUGCCGAAAAGGAAUACAACCUGUUUUAAGGAUAUCCGAGAUGUUUUUUAUAUCUCGGGGUGCGGCUUUAAUCUUUGAAAAGGUUAUGAAUGCAAUGAAGUCUUCUGGGCUUGUUUCUUCUUUGAAUAUAUCAGAUGAAUCAUAUUCCUUUCGUUUGGAAGUUUUGGGAAGGGCAGUUUCUUAUCGAUUUUGUUUGCCUUACGAAUCAAAGUUCCCUGAAUUUACAUCUUUUGAUGUUAAAUGCAUUUUUUGGUGCCACGCAUUUAGACAACCCAAAGAGACUGCUCUAAAACUAAUAUCUUCUGCCCACCAUUUUCCAACGUGGGUUGAAGCUGCAAUAAAUAAUUUUUGUCUUCAACAUCGAAUAAAAUUAGAAAAUGAUAUUGUUACAGAAAGAGAAGCUCUUGUUAAGGGGUUAUCUUUAAUCCCAAAAUUUGAUGGAAUAAAUUCGCGAAUAAAGGCCUUUUUAACGUAUCCAUCUGGGAAAAGAAUACCGAUUUUGGGAAGUUUUGUUUCUGCCUCUUCAACCCGUUCUCGUGGUUGGUUUGAACAAGCACCUGUGAGUAAAAGUGCUGAGUCAGUAACGAGACCACAUGUAAACGUUUAUUGUUAUCCAUCACAUAACGAGCUAUGUGAGAUUUGUUUUGGCGAUCAUACAAUACAAUGCCCUCUUGAUCUUUCAUAUCCUUUGAUUGUUACACACAUUGUUCUACACACAACUCUAUGGAAUAAUGCUAUUAUUUUGGAGAGUGGCAAUGACAAUGGUUUGGCAGCGCCUUUGCCAAUACCUUUGGCAUUGCUUCACUCACCCACAUUAAAUUCAAUAUUGGAAGAUGUCGAUGAUGGAAAGGUGGGAUUUUGGCUUGACAACUGUAUGGAUUCAACUCCUCCAUUAUCAGAUCCCUUGGAACUUGCGUCAUUAAUGGCGAAAACACCUUCCCUAUUGGGGCUUUGUGAUCACGAGGCUUUGCGCCGGAAAAGAGCUCAGGUCGAUUUGAUCAUGAAGCGUCAAAAGUGUGAAGUUAAGGAAGUUUCCGCUCCUCCUUCUGAGGCUGAGGCGGCAACUAUUAGGGAAUUUGCGAAUGCAGCUAUCAAACUUGGUCGUGAAAAUGCGGAAAAACGCUUCAAGGGAAUGAGAGGGUUUGCGUUUUUGAAUUCCUCACAUGAAAAUCAUGCAUACUAUCUUCAUGUUUUGGGACAAUCAAAGCCAUGA
Trypanosoma cruzi is the source of this 2598-nucleotide messenger RNA. RefSeq lists its product as uncharacterized. The transcript has a single exon. Lineage: Eukaryota; Euglenozoa; Kinetoplastea; Trypanosomatida; Trypanosomatidae. The record is from RefSeq and is a predicted model, not a curated record. The coding region runs from base 1 to 2598 and encodes 865 amino acids.